CCCCUCUGGGGAAAGCUAAUGCCCACUCUUCGACGAGGAAGCUUUUAAAGAGAAUUCGGGGCCUCAACUCGUUCCGGAAACCUUGGAGAAAAGAGAGCCACAAAAGGGACCAUGAGUGACGGGGACAAGAAUCCAGCCGCCACUCCCACCCCGGUCGUUGACGUUCAUGGUGAUGGGCGAUGGAUGUCGCUGCACCAGCGCUUCAUUGCUGACAGCAAAGACAAAGAGCCCGAGGUUGUGUUCAUUGGCGAUUCUCUGCUGCAGCUGUUACACCAGUUUGAGAUUUGGAGGGAGUUGUUCUCCCCUCUGCAUGCGCUCAAUUUUGGCAUGGCAGGAGAUGCCACCCAGCACGUACUCUGGCGCCUGCAGGAUGGUGGGCUGCAGCACAUCCGACCAAAGAUUGUGGUCGUCUGGGUGGGCACCAACAACCAUGGCCACACUGCAGAGCAGGUGGCUGCUGGCUUAGAAGCCAUCGUGCGGCUCAUCAAUCAGCAACAGCCACAAGCCCGCAUAGUUAUUUUGGGUUUGUUACCACGAGGCAAGAACCCCAACCCGCUUCGGGAGAAGAACCAGAGGGUGAAUGAACUGCUGGAGGCCAAGGUGCCACUGUUGCCCAAUGCCACCUUCCUCAAUGCCGAUCCAGGCUUCGUGCACUCGGACGGGACCAUCAGCCACCACGACAUGUAUGAUUACCUCCAUCUGAGCCGGCACGGCUACGCACGGUUCUGCCCUGCUCUGCAUCGGCUGCUGCUGUGCUUGCUGGGAGAAUGCAACGCUAAAGCUUCUUGACCGCUCUGGAUUUUUACUUGCCAGAAAUAGGGGGUGCCCACCCCUUUCUGGCCUGGGAAUGGGCCAGAGGCACGCACGUGGAAACAUAGAAACAUAGGCUUACCCCCUGCACAAUGCAGGGAAUUCACAGCUACCCCUCCACUCCCCCCGCCCCCUGGGACCCUUCCUCUAUGCCCACAGGAAGGCAAAAAACCUCCAGAAUCCCUGGCCAAUUUGGCCUGAAGAUUCCUUCCUGACCCCGGCCCCCCCCCCCCCAAGUAGCAAUUGGCAUUACCCCAGGGCACGUCAGAAAUGGCCGUCCCCGUUACAACACGAAAAUACCAAAUCACCAGGUCUGGUAGCUGCUUGACCCCAGCCAAGGGUCACAUAAUCAUGUUGGCACAAAAGGAAGGUUGAGGUACUGCUGUUUAAAAACCCAAAUAAAAUAAACCAUAUUUCUCAUUCCACAGGGCAGCCCCCACCGUUUUGGCCUGCCAAAAAGGUCCCUGGGGCACCCAUGUGGGAAGUCAGGCUAUGUGAGGAGGCUGUGCAAGG
Messenger RNA from Eublepharis macularius, 1323 nucleotides. It is a transcript of the gene PAFAH1B3, whose product is annotated as platelet activating factor acetylhydrolase 1b catalytic subunit 3. The transcript is spliced from 6 exons. NCBI's taxonomy places the organism in Eukaryota, Metazoa, Chordata, Lepidosauria, Squamata, Eublepharidae. The record is from RefSeq and is a predicted model, not a curated record. The coding region runs from base 112 to 789 and encodes 225 amino acids.